AUGGUGCCGAUGCUGAUGCUAGUACUUGGAGUAGUCGCGGCUACCGACAGAGACUUCACUGAUGUAGAGCAACUUCGGCUACCACGUCUGUUUCACUUGGAUAAUUACGAGCGAUGCCUGGCGCAGCGCGGCGGACAGUACUGCUUGGGCAGCUUCCGCGUGAGUGCAGACCAGGAAAACCCAAAAUAUGAAUUCAUUAAGGAAUACUCCUCCAGUCCACAUAACUUCGAUCGCACUCUGCUACAUCGCGGGUAUUGUGUAUCUUCGCGUUGCCCAUCAGAAGCCAACAUCACCCUUCGGUUUGAGCGCUGCAUACAACAACAUGUGCUGCCUCCUGGUUUCACUGCAGCCUUGCAAACUUAUUCAUGCGAAACAAACAGAGAAGUGGAUUUCAAAAUGGAUUUUCCACAGUUUGCGUUUCUGCUUGUGAUUGGAUUUAUUUUAUUCUUGAACUUGAUGGGCACGUUGUACGAUUUCUUAAUAGGAGGAGAAGCAAAGAACAAGUUACUGAUGUCAUGGUCAUUACGAGUAAAUUGGAAUCGUCUUACAAGCACGCAUGAUGAUGGAGACCCUCGAUUAACAGCAUUAGCGCCCAUACAGGGUGUCAGAGUUCUGCUGCUAGCACUUGUGAUGAUGACCCACGCUUCUGAAAUACAACAUAAGGUCUACCUCUACAAUCCUGAGUUUUUUGAGAAGGUGCUGACUUAUCCCAUCACAAUGUUAAUCAAGAACGGUUCGUCGAUAACUCAGAUCUUCAUCGUGUUAUCAAACUUUCUUUUCGGGUAUAGCCUUUUAAUAUACGCCAAAAACAAGCAACUAGGGUUGGCCCAGCUACCCGCCUGUAUAUUGCAUCGAAUUGCUAGGAUAACUCCAAUCCAUAUGUUAGUAGUAGGGUUCGCUGCAACAUGGUGGCAAGAGUCGGGUUCUGGACCGCAGUGGGCCGCCACCAUCGGAACAGAAAGCCAAAUUUGCCGCAAAAAGUUUUGGGCGCACUUUUUCUUCCUUCAUAACUUUAUAUAUAAAGACGAACAUUGCUUACUGCAAACAUGGUUUUUAGCAGUUGAUAUGCAAGUGUAUAUUGUGGCAUCAGCACUUAUGCUAUAUAUGAUACAGAACAAGAAGAGUCGAAUACAGAUAUUGACCUGCUUAUUUAUUCUGUCUUGCCUUUUAAAUGCAGGACUUGCAUAUAUAAAUGACUGGAAAUCGCUUCUAUACAUCAUGUUACCAGAGAACGUGCGCACCACUUUCCAUGGAAUCCCAUCGUUUAGUCAAUACUAUAUCUCUCCCUGGGGAAGCUUGCCAUCCUGUUUCAUAGGUCUCAUCACAGCCUGUGUACACUUCGAUAUGCAAGAAAACGGAUACAAGAUUGCCAAGCACAGAUGGUUCACGACGAUCUACCACAUGUCCAUUCCUCUCAUCGUGGUGUGUUUGUUGGCUGGAAACGUGAUGUUGGAACACACAUCUCGCGGAGCAGUUUCCUCUUUCCUCGCCGCUGAACGACCAACUGUCGCACUUCUCUCUGCCAUAUGUCUUCUGGGCAUUGCCAAUAAUGUAGAUAAUAUUUUCCGUCGAGUAAUGGGUUGGCGAGGCUGGACAGUGUUAGGACGUAUGUCGCUGUCGGUGUUGAUGCUGCAUUGGGUCAUAAACAUGAGACUCGUCGCUUCGAAACGAACGCUCUUGGAAGCUUCAGUUUUUACCAUUGCGGCUGACCUGUUAUCGACCAUAUGGUGGACGUACUGCGCUGCGCUGCCACUUACUCUUCUGGUUGAGGCGCCGCUGCAGCGAACGGUCAACACGCUGCUUUCCUAA
Molecule: messenger RNA, 1809 nt
Organism: Danaus chrysippus (African queen)
Lineage: Eukaryota; Metazoa; Arthropoda; Insecta; Lepidoptera; Nymphalidae
Source: the annotation of a GenBank genome assembly